Messenger RNA from Ictalurus punctatus (channel catfish), 3372 nucleotides. RefSeq names its product cysteinyl leukotriene receptor 3 (gene cysltr3). NCBI's taxonomy places the organism in Eukaryota, Metazoa, Chordata, Actinopteri, Siluriformes, Ictaluridae. The transcript has 2 exons. Gene Ontology annotation, biological process: G protein-coupled receptor signaling pathway. Gene Ontology annotation, molecular function: G protein-coupled receptor activity. The coding region runs from base 285 to 1373 and encodes 362 amino acids. Gene Ontology annotation, cellular component: plasma membrane. The record is from RefSeq and is a predicted model, not a curated record.
AGGAGGAUAACAAAACGCUUCCAGAGAACUGCCAGUGAACCUUCACUUCACAACUAACCUGAACCUCUGCUUUUAAGUGCAGAGUGCUGAGUUAGGAGGAGACUCAACACAACACUGCGCACUCCGAAUGAAGACGACAGGAUUUCUUACACGUACACAAACUGUAAACAGUUCAUAUGGGAAGGAAAUGUCCACUUGGGUUUCCACGACAUGGACUUCCUGACAGUUCUAUUUUUGUUUCAGUUUGAGCCGUGCUUCAGCGUGUGCUGGUGAGGUCGUCUAGAAUGGAAGAUUCUCUGGAGAUAUCAUUCACAAUGAAAAAUGAUUCUCUGAAUCAAACCAACUGCACCGAAUUCAAAUACCUAGCAUAUACUAUUACCUAUACCAUAAUGGUUCCAGUUGGAUUUUUCAGUAAUUUGACUGCUCUGUUUGUGUUCCUGAGGCAGACAACUAAGAAGACAGCCAACACUGUGUUCAUGACCAACUUGGCUAUUUCUGAUGUUGGCUUCUCCUUAACAUUGCCCUUUCGCCUGAUUUACUACUUUAGGGAAUGCCACUGGGACUUUUGGGACUGGCUGUGUCGCUGGUGUGUGUACUCUUUCUAUAUGAACCUCUAUACCAGCGUGCUGUUUCUCACGGGUCUAAGUGUGCUGCGCUAUCUUGCUGUGGUGCACCCCAUUCGAAAUAAGACCCUGGUGACUAUACGGCGGGCCAGUUUGGCGUGUUUUUGCAUCUGGGUCUUCGUAGCGAUCAUGUCCAUUCCUUUCCUGAUGACAGGAACUACAGAGAAUAACGGGAAAAAAAGCUGUUUUGAAAUUAAAAACACGACCGGCUGGAAACGAGUACAACAACUCAAUUAUGUGGGACUGAUCUUUGGCUUCCUGAUCCCAUUCAUCAUCAUCCUGGGCUGCUAUGGGUGCAUCAUCCAAAGACUAUUUGCUAAUCAGAAUUUACAGAAUCGAAGGCAGAUCCAGCGCCGGCGCUCUGUGUACCUAAUCGUUGUGAUCCUCAGCACCUUCCUGCUGUGCUUUGCACCGUACCAUAUAGUCCGCACGCUUCAUCUGCGGGCCGCAGUAUCCGAGAACAAAGAGCAGGAGACAUACCUGCUCAAGAUUUUGGUCAUCACUCUGUGUAUGGCUGCAUCGAACAGCUGUCUGAACCCCCUACUAUACUAUUUCGCUGGAGAGAGCUUCCGAACAUCCUUCAGCAGGGCCUCACGGCGCAUGACAAUCAGCUCUUUAAAUGAUAGUAUACGCCUGUCACGAUAUUCAUGGACCCAGAGGAACCGAUCAGGAAGCCAGAGGAAGAAAAGUCAAUCCAUAGAUACUGUCCUGAGACCAGAGAAAAAGCUGGACUUAGAUAAUGAGAAAUAGAAAUCCAUCCAUCUUCUAUACCACUUUAUCCUUUUCAGGGUCACAGGGGAACCUGGAGCCUAUCACAGAGAACAUGGGGCACAAGGCGGGGUACACCCUGGACAGGAUGCCAAUCCAUCGCAGGGCACAAUCACAUUCACUACGGACACUACAGACACUUUGGACACACCAAUCAGCCUACCACGCAUGUCUUUGGACUGGGAGAGGAAACCGGAGUACCCGGAGGAAACCCCCACAGCACGGGGAGAACAUGCAAACUCCGCACACACAGGGCCACGGUGUAAUCGAACCCCCGACCCUGGAGGUGUGAGGCGAACGUGCUAACCACUAGUAGCCAAAGGAUGGGUGCUAACCCACCGUGCACCCAUCCUUUGGCUACUUUAGAAAUUGACACUGCAUUUUUGACUGACUUAUUCUUCUUAUUACCACCUUUCAGUCACAUAAUAGAAAAUUUUUGUCAAAAACAGUGGCAUCAAAGAUGAUGAACAUGCCAGAGGAACCGCCAGUAAGUGACAGUAUAAAUUAAUUUUCCGGUUCUAGGCAACUUCUACAUAAAAUUGUAAAGCAGAUAAAAUGAUGUUACAGGCCCGUCUUACUAAGCAGUAAUAUUACCACUGUAUUUGUUUGUUUGAAAUCGAUAAUUUUCCAUCUCUAUAUUAACAUUCAUGUACCACAGUUAUUUAUGUAUUUAUUUAUUGUUACUUUUGGAUCUGGCUAAAGGUUUUCUAAUGUAGGUGAUAUGCUUAAUUAUAUGUGAAAAUUCACGUCACAGUUUUACAAUGGGAAUGGUGUAGAAAGUUUUAAAGGAUUUAAGGUAUGCAUCACAAUCAUGUACCAGUCUAGUCUUGAUCUUUUUAUUCUCGGGACCAGCCUGAAAAUCCAGAUUUGACCUUAUACUGAGACACUGUAACACUAUAAAUGCACGAAGGUAAUUCAGCUAAUUAUGUGACUCGUUAUAGCAACUGGUUGCUAAUUUAGGGCACUCCUAGCAACAGCAGUGAAUAAUAACUUUCACACCCCCGCCUCCAAUUUCACUACAUUCAUCAUUAUCUUAUUAUUAUUAUUAUUAUUAGAAUAUUCUUUAUCAAAAGUUGGAGAUUUUAUUUAAACCUAUCCCUCCUUCCUCAUAUAUACAUUAGGGUUGUAUCAACACACAUGAAUCUGAUUCAAAACAUAGCUUACAAUAUGGUGGUGUCUUUAUACUGUACAAUACCUUUUUUCAAUGCAGCAAAAACAAACAUUGCCUGAAUAGGUGCCAUAGGUUUCGAUUUUCAGUUGAUUAACAAUAUUAAAGAACAAUAACUGAAACUUAAUAAUGACAGUAUUUGUGCGACCCAUUCAGACAUAUCUGAAUGAAUCCAUUAGCAGCUUAUAAUCAGUCUGUACAGGAUUUUGUUGAGUUUUAUUUUGUGAUUGUUGUGGCCAAAAAUGCUUGAUUUGCUACGCCUUUUUUUUUUAAAAAUUGUUUUUUUGUUUGUUUGGUUUUUUUUUUAGGAAAACUACUUGAAUUGGCAAAGUUGCGAUUGCACUAAAUUGUUUCGCGCGGCCUUUCACAGUGAUGUUUGUUGGUAAAUGAGAACGUUUAGCUGAACUCAUGUUCGACACACAUGAAUCAAAGGGGCUUUGGCUGGAAAAGCAACUGGAGAACUGGAAAAGGGAGUCAUAUUUUUUCUUCUUUGUCUAAGUAUGUGCAUUGAAAAAAUCACGCGUUUCUGAUUUUUUUUUUUUUUUUUUUUUUUUUUCCAAAACUAACCCAACGUGGUUUAAGAUCCCCAGUAACCCUGCUGCCAUGGCUCACAAGAGGUGUGUCUGCAGCACAGGGCGCAUUCAGCUGUCGAUGAGUUCAGCAACGCCAUCUCCUCUGUAAUUCGAAUGUGUUUUUGAAUUCUGCAUUCUCCACUUUCCAAAUAAGAACUUCCCAAUUGCCACAGUGAAUUCUUAAACCCAGAUUGUAGAAGCCUCUACUGAUUUGAAAUAAAGAUGAAGCUAUGUUUUCAGA